AUGGGCCCGGUGCCUCAGGGGAGCCGGAGGAGCCAGAUAGAGUUGUGCGGUGGACACCGUUUGCAGUGGUGCCAAUGUCAGUCUGGUGGGGGGCUUCCUGAUGCGGCUGAGAAGUGGGAGGAGGAGAAGGAGCGCGCGGGGAGGUGCUGCCACCGCGCGCCCCUUGACGUCACCGCUGCUCGCGCGCCCCCGCCCGGGCUGGGGGAGGGGAGGGGGCGGCCCCGGCGCGAGCGCGUCCCCCGGCCCCGGCGGCCUCCAGGGUGCGGCGGGGAGGGGCCGCGGCGGCGGGCGGAGGGGGAGGGCCCGCCGGAGCCCUCGGAGCCAGCCUCGAGGGCGCGGGUGUCCGGCCGCCGCCUGGCCGCGCCGCCCGGCUCGGGCCGGGUGCGGUGGGGUGGGGGCCGCGCACGGCUCUGGACCCCCCGGCCCGUCCCCCUCCGGACCGGGGCGCGCGGCCCGGUGGCUCUCCGUCCGUUGCUCGCCCCUCACGCAGCCCCUCCGCACGACCCCGCGCGGAGGCGCCGAGAGAAAGUGAGGAAGAGCAGGCUGCGGGAAGUGAGAAGGGAGGGGACCCUUCCAGGGCCUCCCCUACCCCGGCUCCGACCCGCCCCUUGCCCCGGAGGGAGGUGUGAAGCUCACGCCGGUACAGAUCCUCCUGGGGUCACAUUGAGAGGCGGGGAUACAGCCCAGAUGCUGCAAGCCGUUGAGAACGUGCAGAUGAAGUCGGUGCCGAGAAGAUGUACCUCUCCUUGCCUAAGUCCUGCGCGCGCCUGAAGUGGC
Molecule: messenger RNA, 777 nt
Organism: Capra hircus (goat)
Lineage: Eukaryota; Metazoa; Chordata; Mammalia; Artiodactyla; Bovidae
Product: translation initiation factor IF-2-like
Exons: 3
Coding region: 1-771 (256 amino acids)
Source: RefSeq, a predicted model, not a curated record